Candoia aspera is the source of this 2169-nucleotide messenger RNA. It is a transcript of the gene GSKIP, whose product is annotated as GSK3B interacting protein. Bases 249 to 716 code for a protein of 155 amino acids. The transcript is spliced from 3 exons. Gene Ontology annotation, molecular function: kinase regulator activity; protein kinase A binding. Gene Ontology annotation, biological process: regulation of canonical Wnt signaling pathway. The record is from RefSeq and is a predicted model, not a curated record. Lineage: Eukaryota; Metazoa; Chordata; Lepidosauria; Squamata; Candoiidae. Gene Ontology annotation, cellular component: cytoplasm.
CUCUGCUGUCCUACCAAUGCCCCUCCUGAACCACGUGCCUUUCCCAGCAAGCAAUCUCCAUUGGCAACCGGAAGUGCUGCUCUUGUUUUCCAGGCCGCCGGUCGUUAGCGAUCGCGUAACGUGACAGCCGGGGAAGUGGGGAAAGAAGAGCUGGCACUAGCUGCCCGCCUGCUUCUUCGGGGCCGUUCGCUGUUUGGAGCAGAGAGGUUUAACUACGCACAGCAGUAGAGGGAACAGGAACCAUUCACAUGCAAAACCGGUACGACGAGCAGACGGUGAAGGAGAAUGGAUAUGGAAUGGAGACUGAUUAUAAUUCCAUGGAUGUAUCCAGUAACAGUGAGACUGAAGAUGAUUCUGAAUUCAAGGAUUUUGAAGGAACAGAUGUGAAGGACAUGAGAAUAGAAGCAGAAGCUGUUGUGAAUGAUGUUUUGUUUGCUGUGAGCAACAUGUUUGUCUCUAAAAGCCUCCCGUGUGCUGAAGAUGUGGCAUACAUCAAUGUGGAAACUAGGGAAAGGAACAGAUAUUGCCUAGAGCUAACAGAAGCAGGACUCAGGGUGGUUGGUUAUGCUUUUGACCAGAUGGAUGACAGUUUACAGAACCCUUACCAUGAGACUGUCUAUUCUUUGUUGGACUCACUUAGCCCAGCAUAUCGAGAAGCUUUUGGAAAUGCAUUAUUACAAAGACUAGAAGCUUUGAAAAGCGAUGGGCAGUCCUGAUUGAAUCUACAACCAAGAGAGUUCCACAAAAUGUUGUCACUGAGAAUUUUGAAUAGGUUGUACUGCGACCUGAUGGCAAAGGAAUAGUUUAACUUGAAUUCCUUGCUUUCAAAAUUAGUUGCUCCACUAGUUGUAAUGGCACUAUCUGUAACCUCCUUAACUGAUACCGUUCUCAGUAAAUAACUCAGUUUGUUCUCAACAUUUCAAACAAAGUUGUAGUUCUUGGUUAAUUUUCUUUCAAGUGAUUGGGUAAUGUUUCAGUUUUGAUCUGUAUUAACUCAGUUCUUAAUUUUAGUAAUACUGCAGUUGGCAUUAAACACUUGUCACAAGUUAACGUUUGUUCAGAAUUUGCACAAUAGUGUUUUUCAAGGCUAACUAGUUUUAUGAAGAACAGAAAAUUGCAUUGCCAAGCUUAGUAAAAUAGAUUUUGUUCAUUUACGAGUUUUAUGUAGCUCAAUUUGUUGUGCAUUCUCUAACUCACUAGAAAAUCAUAAUGAAUACUUUAAAUCGUAUCAUGAGAUACACUCACAAACAUAUUAAGCCCGAUACUGAUGAGCAGUAAAAAGCAGUGUUUAUUGUAUGGGUUGCAAGCUUUGAAUACUGAACAGAAGAUGAAUUGUUGGCAUAAUGAAUGUAUUCAUCAAUUGAAAUACAAAUGGUAUAAGCACAAAGAUAAGGAACUAAAAAGGUGCAUUCUUCAUAAAGCCCCAUAUUUCUUACAGUUUUUGCUAAAAUUGUAUUCAUAUUCUGUAAAGGGUUAUUUACAGUUUAAAUGUUUGCAUAAUGUAAAGUAUAUUGGAAAGUAUUUUUCAGUCCUUAUUUAAUAUAUCCCAGUUACUAAAUAUUUCUAUAUUACCUUUAAGCAUUUUAACCACCGUUUUAAACUAAUGUACAACAUAAUAUUAAUUCAAAACCAAAGAUUCAAGUUGGACUUGAAUUGAGAGAAAAUUAGAUGUCUAAAUAUGAAACUUGCUAAUUUCCAGUGCUGCUGUAAUUUUUUGUUUUUAUUUUUUACUGCUUGCAAAAAAGGACCUGUUUUUAAAUUAAAGUCUAUGUAUAGCAGUCAGAGUAGCACUGUGUGAUGAUACAUUUUGCUACGUAAUGGUAAUAUUCCUAAUUCUCAGAUGAACUUUAAAAAAGCUUCAUAGUUUGAAAGACUUAAAUAUGUCUUGCACCUUUGAAUCUAUUUGCGUGAUAGUGUUUUAACUUAGCUGAGAAUUUAAUCCAGCAAUUUACGUUUUUAACCAUUGUAAUGCUGUAUAUCAUUUUGUACAUUUAUUUUAAAAGAACAUGAAGUGCACAAACAGAAUUGAGUGGAUGUAUGCUCACAUUUAGAUCUACAGGAGGAAAUAUUCUUCACCCAACUGACCUUCAUAUUUCUUUGUGAAUAAUGUGGCCAUGUUUAUUUUAGAGGUUAUACGUUUAAAUAAAGGCACAUAAACAAUCUGCACAA